CUUUAUUCCCCUCUGUUUUCAUCUUCAACGGUUUUGGCUUGAAACAUUAAAAUCUAGCAAAGGUUUGGCAAUCCUACAGAUCCCGAAAUAUAUCGACUGAAUGCAAAUAAAUGGUGAUGGAUGAGAAGUCUAUCAACGGUGCUCCGGAUCCUAAACCCCCGAGAAAGAUGAAGUUUAUGCCGAAAGCCCCUCCUCGCAGGGACCAAAAGCUAGUUUUGCCCAAACCUGAGAAGGUUGAGGAGACUGAAGCUGAUAAUGUCAAGGCGCAAGAAUUGAUGAGGCGCUUUACUGAAGCUUCUAACAGGCCCAAGUUUAAAUCUGAAACUAAGCCCUUAAAGACACGAGUUUCAUCAUUUAAUUUUGGUCCCAAGUCUGGAGGUACUAAUGUUGCGGCCCCGAGCAUUGGAGCAAAGGAAUACAAGGAGCCAUGGGAUUAUUACAAGUACUAUCCUGUUACUUUACCCUUAAGAACACCAUACUCUGGAAAUCCAGAGCUUCUUGAUGAACAAGAAUUUAAGGAGGAUCCGGAAGCUAACGCUUAUGAUGAGUCCUCGGUGAAGCCCGCUGAAGAACUUGGUUUAAUGGAGGAAGAAUUGGAAAAGAGAAUGAUUUUCAUUCAGCUACCACCAACGUUGCCUCUGCCAAAGCAAUCUAUGCAUGUAGAGGGUGCUUCGAGCUCCAAGCCAUUGAAUAAUACUGGAUCCUCCUUAAAAGGUUCCAAUUUGAAUGAACUUCCUGUAGGCUUUAUGGGUAAAAUGUUAGUGUAUAAGAGCGGUGCCGUAAAGCUAAAAUUAGGUGAUCAUCUCUACAAUGUUUCUGGAGGUCUAGACUGUACUUUUGCACAGGAUGUUGUUGCCAUCAAUACUGAAGAUAAACAUUGUUGCAAUGUUGGAGAACUCAAGAAGCGUGCCAUUAUUACCCCGGAUAUUGACUUCAUUCUAGACAACAUGAAGGACCUAUGAUAGUUUACACCUUGUUCUAUAGAUUUUGUCACAUAUCAAAGAAUUCAAUGAAGUUUUGACUUGCAUACAGUUUUUUCUAUUACUGAUAUAUAAUUUUUAAAACGGAAAAAACACUUUCAGAGUUUUUGAGGGUUUUUGACGGCAUUGGUAGGAACAGAACUUGUAUUAGGGACGACAUAUGUGUAGACAUUACUCUAAAUCAAAUCAAUCAUUAUUUUUAUUCAA
This is a messenger RNA of Erigeron canadensis, 1187 nucleotides long. RefSeq names its product DNA-directed RNA polymerase III subunit RPC4-like. The transcript has 11 exons. Gene Ontology annotation, cellular component: RNA polymerase III complex. Gene Ontology annotation, biological process: transcription by RNA polymerase III. The record is from RefSeq and is a predicted model, not a curated record. Bases 111 to 962 code for a protein of 283 amino acids. Gene Ontology annotation, molecular function: DNA binding. NCBI's taxonomy places the organism in Eukaryota, Viridiplantae, Streptophyta, Magnoliopsida, Asterales, Asteraceae.